Molecule: messenger RNA, 1032 nt
Organism: Aspergillus tanneri
Lineage: Eukaryota; Fungi; Ascomycota; Eurotiomycetes; Eurotiales; Aspergillaceae
Exons: 1
Coding region: 1-1032 (343 amino acids)
Source: RefSeq, a predicted model, not a curated record
AUGCGAAUAAACCUGCUGCUCACAUUAGCGCUCUCUUCCCUGGCAUGCGCCCGUCUAGAGCAACCGACCGGUUUCUCGCAGCAUCCUUCACGCACCACCGUGCUUCCAGACCCAUCUCCCGCGGUCGGCGACCAUGCAGUCCUUUCGGAUCAAUUUCCCCCUGCGGAUAGGGUUCUGAAGCGAGCGGAUGAUGAUGCGGCCAAAGCCGCGGCCACCGACGACGCGAAGAACGACGAUCCCAAGAAUAAUGAUCCCAAGAAUAACGACCCCAAGAAUAACGCUCCCAAGAACGACGAUGCGAAGAACGAUGGUGCGAAGGAGGACGACUCCAAGAGUGAUGAUGCGGCCAAGACUACCGAUCCCGCGCCCGCAAAGCCUGCAGAGCCUACCACCGACAAGCCAAAGCCAGAGACCACGUCCGACAAAAAAACGGCCGAUGCCCCAGCGACGACGAAAGCUGAGCCCACGACGAAAGAGUCCACGACUUCAUCCACCAGCAGCACAACCACUACACAGCCCACGACCACUGCAGAGCCGACAACGACCUCAUCCACGGAGAGCACCACGUCCACCACGUCAGCUACCUCGCAGACCAGCAGUACAACAGGCAGUGAGACGAGCACCUCCUCCAGCACAACUUCCUCGUCCACGACCAAGACGUCAUCUGCGGCAGCGUCCACCAGCUCGAGUAACUUCAAUGUGAAGGAGUGGAAUCACAACGGGAUGGUGGCGGCAAUUGCGGUCUCCAGCAUAGUCGGCGCCAUCUUCAUCGGCACGAUUGUCUGGCUGUGCACGCGGAAUAAAUUGAAGGGGACCUUUGCGAGCAAGCCAGCGCCGCUCGAAGUACUCCCGGUGGGUGCACCGGCUGGCGCAUCAACGUAUUCGAUGGUGCCGUUGGCGGAGGGAAAUAACCGACCGACCAGCGAGGCCAAAUUCGAUCGCGGCUCGAUGAUGUUCGCCAGUUCGUCGCGCACGGAUCUGGAAUCUGUGGCACACUCCAGUGCUGGCCGACCGUCGACUCGAAUGGUGUAA